Messenger RNA from Telopea speciosissima, 1205 nucleotides. RefSeq names its product ribosome biogenesis regulatory protein homolog. Gene Ontology annotation, cellular component: nucleolus; preribosome, large subunit precursor; nucleus. Gene Ontology annotation, molecular function: protein binding. Bases 92 to 1153 code for a protein of 353 amino acids. The record is from RefSeq and is a predicted model, not a curated record. Gene Ontology annotation, biological process: endonucleolytic cleavage in ITS1 to separate SSU-rRNA from 5.8S rRNA and LSU-rRNA from tricistronic rRNA transcript (SSU-rRNA, 5.8S rRNA, LSU-rRNA); ribosome biogenesis; ribosomal large subunit export from nucleus. The transcript is spliced from 8 exons. NCBI's taxonomy places the organism in Eukaryota, Viridiplantae, Streptophyta, Magnoliopsida, Proteales, Proteaceae.
AUAACGAAAUUUCUACAAAAGUUUAGAGUUCUCUCUAGAGUCUGGCCACUAUACGAUUCGGCUGCAACAUCCGAGUAAGAGCUUGCAAGCCAUGGAGAUGGAGGCCCAGAAGUACCAGAUUGACCUUGGGAAUCUGAUGGCGUAUGACCCACAUCCCAGCUUCUCUUCUCUUCCCUCUGACAGGGAGCAACUAGUUAAAGAAUGCCUCCAGAAAGGGACUGAGCUUGUCCAAGCAAUUGUGGAUGUUCUUUUCAACUUACAUUCAACUGAAGACAGAGAUGGGCCUAUUGUACAACUACCUCCACCAACAACAAGAUUGCCUAGGGAGAAGCAUCUUCCAAAACCAAAGCCACCUACAAAGUGGGAACUGUUUGCCCAAAAGAAAGGUAUAAAGAAUCGCAAGAAAGACAAACUUGUGUUUGAUGAACAAACUGGUACGUGGAAGCGGCGCCAUGGUUAUGACCGUGUUGAUGAUGACAAAGAUGUACCCAUUAUUGAGGCCAAGAUGACUGAUGAGCCAGGAGAGGAUCCAUUUGCCAAGAGACAGGCAGAAAAGAAAAAUCGAGUUGAGAAGCAAGAAAAGAAUCGGUUGCAGAAUUUGAAAAAAGCUGCAAAAGUUGAUGCCUUGCCUAGCCAUAUUCAACUAGCUGCCACCGCACUGCCGAUAACAGGAACCCAAAGUGCACCAAAGAAAGUCAGUAAAGAUGAGCUGGAGAAUGUGGCUGGAAUGGCAGCCACUGCAACAGCCAGCGGUGGGAAAUUUGACAAGAAACUUCCAGGAGAGAAAUCUGCAAAACAUCCUGGGAAGUUUCGCAAGUUCCUCCCCGUAGCUGAAGGAUCCGGAAUGGGUGCACAAGAGCAGCAGCAAACGGAAAAGAUUCUCAACAAGCUAAUCUCCAAGCACUCACAUGAAAUACUUGAUGUUGAUAAGGCUGUAACAAUGUUCAAUGUGAGGAAAGAGAAGAAGAAAAGGAAUCAGCAAGGGAAGUCUUCUUCAAUGUCUGACAAAUUGAAGCCGAAAAAGAAUUUCAGUAAAACUGGGAAGCCUUCUUCGAUGUCUGACAAAUUGAAGCCGAAAAAGAAUUUCAAUAAAAAUGCAUCAAACAAAGGAUUUUCAAAAAAGGGGUCAUCAAAGAAGGGAAAGACAAAAUAAGAGUAAACCGGUAUGUGUAAGGUAGGUUUGCAGAGCUCUUAUGAGUUCCAAC